GAUCACAGACGAAGGGAGGAUAUCGGCCUUGGAUGAUUUUGGCGCAUAGUCUUGAGUCCGGCGCCUCGCCGACGAGGGUAGGUGAUGGUAUUGUCGAACAGCGCCACCAAAGUGUUAGUCUGGUCGAGUCCCUCCAUCGAGAUCGCUCGCACCAAGCUUUUGAACUUCUAACCGGAAGUGCUGAGUUCGUAGCCUGUCUUUCCUCUCUGCCGAGAUCCUGGGCGGCGUGAGCAAGCACCGUCUUGUGGGACGUGAGGAUGAGACUACUAGACCUAACGUACCGUAAUAUGUAUGUCAUAUGCAAGAUAUGCUCGCUUCAGUUGGCUUACAGCUGGCGAAGUUUUGACAGCCACAAGCGCCUUGCUGAGAGACAUGGCGGCCCCCCUUGCAGCACGAAAUUCGCUCAUGGCGCGCACAGCCAGCUGCCCCUGUUCACGUGUUGCUGGCUGCAUUCUGUUCUUCUCUCAGGCCCUGAUGCAUGUCGAGGAAAGCCAUCAACACAGAAAUGUCAAUCGAAGUGCUGUGCCAGGCAGAUGCGCGGACGUUGUGAGAUGCGGAAACAGAUCUCGCGAAAUCCCCCGCGAAUCCCCUGACUUGGCCCGAUUCGAUCAUGAUUGCAACGUCCGCCCAGACAAACCACCAACAAGCUCGGAGCAGCAGUCGCAAUUGCAACAGACAGCCACCGGUAGCAGCCGAGCGGGCUUGGACGAUGGGCAGGUGGGGUCCGCCGUUUCCCUCACGCGCUUCUUCCCCGUGCUCGGUCAAAGGCGCCGACCAACAAGAGGAGGGCAUAAUGAGGGAGAAAAGAAAAUUAAAGAGCAUCUUGGUGUGACGGGACCCGCACGCCCACCCUCCAUCCUGGAGGGCCAAGCAGUCACUAGGUGUAGCUACAUGGGCAGCUGGGGUUCUGUGGGUACUCCGUGUCCGUACCUGUGUUGUCUGGCCUUUCGAGGUUCGCUCCGCACGUUGUCGUACUGCUGGUUGUUUUUGUGGGAAUGCGCUGUGAGCUGUAGCUUGUCAGAACCUGAAGAUGAGUAUUCGGAGAUUUUCAGAAAGUUGUGAGCUGUCUCGAAGCCAAUGAACAGGCAGGUGGUGCUGAACUUGGAGCCUGCCAUGGUUAGGUUUCUUCCCGGGUGGAAAGAGCGGCAGCCGUCCACCCGCUGCCGAGU
Parathielavia appendiculata is the source of this 1169-nucleotide messenger RNA. RefSeq lists its product as uncharacterized. The coding region runs from base 292 to 1062 and encodes 256 amino acids. The transcript has a single exon. Lineage: Eukaryota; Fungi; Ascomycota; Sordariomycetes; Sordariales; Chaetomiaceae. The record is from RefSeq and is a predicted model, not a curated record.